AUGACUAGAAUUUCCCCCCGAAGGAUCAGUGACCCCCAUGCAAACUUCUCGAUACCUGUCUUUAACAUUAUCAUACAGAAAAACAGAUCUGAUUUGAAAAGUUAUGUCACUGCAGUCCCAGAGGACACGGCAACUGGUACAGCCGUGUUAGAACUAAGCGUGUUGGACGCAGACGAAAAGACUGAAAAUUUGGACUACUUUGUCACCAGUGGAGAUCCAGAGGGACGUUUUCUGGUCCAUACAUCUGGCCAGCUGUAUGUGGCGGCUGCGUUAGAUCGAGAACAGCAGGCUGAAUACAGACUUACCAUUACAGCAACUGAUGGUAAAUUCACAGCUAACACGACAGUAACCGUAACUGUUAUAGACGUAAAUGACAAUGGACCAGUAUGCAAAGAACCUCUUUACAAACGCGAGAUCUCAGAGGGAGUGAAUUUAGGAACCCACGUAGUCUCUGUGCUUGCUUGGGACGCUGACGAAGGCACAGCUGCACGCACCCGCUAUACCCUCAUCGGAGACGGGUCUGAACACUUCAGCAUAGACCAACAGAGCGGCCACGUCACCACAGCAACCCUGCUGGAUCGUGAGAACAAAGAUUACUACUCCCUUGUAGUGGCAGUGGAAGACUGGGAGUACGCGGAGUGGUCGUGCCAGGUGCAGCUGCAGGUGAGCGUCAGCGACACCAACGACAACGCGCCGGAAUUCAGUGAGGGAAGCCACAAAGCUACAAUAGCUGAGGACGCGCCUGUCAAUACGGUCUUAAUCAAGAUGCACGCUACAGACCCCGAUCUCGGAAUCAGUCGGCGAAUCAAAUACAGUUUCGUGGAUUCUGCGGACGGCCACUUCACCAUCGACGACACGGAGGGCGUGGUGAGUCUGGCCCGCCCACUCGACCGGGAGACCCGCGACUCUUACACGUUGACAGUGCGGGCCCAAGACCAUGGGGUCCCGCCGCUCUCAUCCACGGCUCUUCUAACUGUGAUGGUCGCAGAUGUCAACGACAACCCGCCAGAAUUUGUGCGGAAGUUGCAAGAGACAACAGUGGCGGAGAACACGAAGGUCGGGGCAGAAGUCACUCGGGUCAUGGCCACUUCAAAGGACAUCGGUGUUAAUGCAGAGAUUACGUACUCGAUUCAGCACACGACCGAGGAGAAGUAUUUGCAAAUACAUCCCAAAACAGGUGUGAUCAGCGUUGGGUCUCCACUGGACUACGAAGAGGUUCGGCAGGUCGUGGCAACCGUGCUGGCCACCGACGGAGGGACGCCUCCGCUCUCCGCAACCGCCCUCGUGAAUGUCACCAUCACCGACGUCAAUGACAACACCCCAGUGUUCUCUUUGCCUUCGUACACGGCUGCUGUGCGCGAGGAUGCUUUGCGGGGGAGCAGCGUCAUUCAGAUUUCUGCAAGCGACGCGGAUUCUGGCGUGAACAGCCUUAUUCGCUACACUAUCAAGGCUGGUAAUGAGCUCCGCUGUUUCCACAUAGACGAAGAUUCUGGUAUCAUUACAGUGUUGAAAAAGCUAGACAGGGAAAAGGAGGAAGAGUACCAGCUAAUUGUUGAAGCACGAGAUAUGGGCACGCCCUCCAACGAAGCAGACGCAAACCUCAUUAUAUCUAUUAGAGACGUAAACGACAACCCACCCGUUUUCACAAAAAGCAAUUAUUCUGUGGUAGUUCAGGAGAACCGCCCCGUUGGCUACUCCCUGCUGCGCCUGAUGGCCACAGACGCAGACUCCGACUCCCACGGCGCCCCGUUCACCUGGGAGCUGAUCAACGAGGCCCACGAAGACCGCGCCUUCACGCUCGACCAGGACGGCUCCCUCAGGCUUGCCACGAACAAACUCAACUACCGCGUACAGAAUGAAUACUCGAUGGACGUGCGAGUCUGGGAUAGCGGGUCUCCGCCACUGUACGCCGACACUCGGGUCAAGGUGCUGGUGGUCGAGGAGUCUCGCUACCCGCCCACUCUGUUCCCUCUGCAAGCCGCCGUUAUUAAUUACCGGAGCGCCUUCCCUGGCGGCAUAAUCGGGCGUAUAACCGCCCUUGACCAGGAUCCAUAUGAUACCUUGGUGUACUCCAUCGUUCUGGACACAAAAACUGUUAAAUAUUUUGACAUCGACAGCCAGGAUGGUACUUUAGUGGCCCUGACUCCCCUGGACCCCGGCUCGUACACCGUCAACAUAAGCGUGUCAGAUGGCAAGUAUGAGCAAGACGUAGUGGCCAAGGUGGAUGUAGCUGUCAUCACGGAGGACAUGAUAGAAAACUCGGCCAUCGUCAGGAUUGGCCCUGUGUCACCAGCCGAGUUUCUCUCUCGAUAUCAGAAAGCUUUCAUUAGGGCCAUUAAAUCAGAACUUGCUGUUAAGGAGGAAUCUGUUAUACUCGUAAGUAUUCAGCCAACUGUUUCGCAUUCUGAUUAUGUUGAAGAACAGAUCGAAGAAAGAAAGAAGAGAGAAAUACAAAGGAAUUUAGAUGUGCUGAUAGUCGUAGAAAAUUCCGAAGGUUCUUACCUUUCCAGAGGACAUUUACUUGAACAAUUAAGGGUCAAGGAAAACGAAAUACAAAAGAAAUUAAAUCUUCCGCUGUUGACGAUAAUGGAUUCCCUUUGCAAAGGAGAAGCACACUGCAUGAAUCAUGGUUCUUGCAUCGACGUUGUUGAAAUCAAUGAUGAUGUGUCUGUACCAUUCAAUACGCAACUAGCAAGUUUAGUAGCACCAAAAUUCUCCCACGUGUCAGGAUGCGUUUGUGAACAGGGAUAUGGUGGCAGUCAAUGUCAAGAUUUAAUAAAUGCGUGUGGACAUCGUCCGUGUGCCGAGUAUGAAGUGUGUAAACCCGUUGACACUGGGCCGCGAGGCUACACUUGCCAGUGUCCCGCCGGACGUGCAGGUCCACAGUGCCAAGUAGAUCUCACUAAGUGUAUAAGCCCCUCUUUGAGAGCUGCAAUCCUACUGCAGGUGGCAACAUUACGAUAUCUUAUGUUCAGUAGCUCUUACUGUAUCAUCCCUCUCCCAGGAGUCCAGCGACCAGAGCGCGACGCGACCCGCAUAAUGCGUGAGUCAUGCAGCCCAAACCGUCGCGGUCACAGUCCUAAACCCUCACCAUCCUCCUCCCACUUCCCGUUGCUGGCGUGCAUAAGUUUUGUUACGUACAGAUGUAACAUGUGCUCAGCAGCAAAGAGUCUAUCAGUUGGCCCCAGUGACCGGUCCUGA
This is a messenger RNA of Penaeus indicus, 3201 nucleotides long. Its product is annotated as fat-like cadherin-related tumor suppressor homolog. The record is from RefSeq and is a predicted model, not a curated record. Gene Ontology annotation, cellular component: catenin complex; plasma membrane. The transcript has 17 exons. Lineage: Eukaryota; Metazoa; Arthropoda; Malacostraca; Decapoda; Penaeidae. Gene Ontology annotation, molecular function: cadherin binding; calcium ion binding. Gene Ontology annotation, biological process: homophilic cell-cell adhesion. The coding region runs from base 1 to 3201 and encodes 1066 amino acids.